AAGGUCGAUCACCUUCUCUAGCCUCCUCGAUGGACGCAUUCCAAAACAUCCGUUCGUAGAGUUUGCUGUUAGCGCGAGGAACGACGCGAACUGGCGAACGUCUGUGGCAUGUGGUUCCCGAUUUGAACGACACCUCCGUUGUGAAACGUGGGAUCAAUCGACGAAUGAUCCGCGAAUGAUUUCCGCGAGUAGGAGCGGGCAUAUCAACGGAAUCCCGAACGCCAAGUUAGUCCUACCUAUCCUACAAGCAACAGGUCGUCGUGUCGUCACGGAGCAGCUUCUCCUGGGAGAUUUCUCGCUGAUGGAGGGAGCAUUGGUUCCAGACGUUCAGGAGAGCCUACAAUCAAGGUCAUAACCAAGCGAAAUCGCGGAGGUACGUCGCAAAGGAGGAUGACCGUCGUGGAGACGUGAGGUCCGCGAAUUAUGGAGUCGGUAAGCCAUCGCAACGUGCUUCUCGGCAACGGUGGUGAACGCACGCGCCUCCUCGGAGACCCCUCGUGACGUUGCGAGAGACACGCACGGCAGGCAGGCAGGUGGACAGACAUGCAUCAGAACAGGCGAAAGAAGAAGCGGGUGAACUACGGGGUGAGGGCGGUCGAGGUGGUUCGCGGCACGAAGGGCUUCGGCUUCACGAUAUCCGGGCAGCAGCCGUGCAUUCUCAGCUGCAUCGUUCAAGGCAGCCCGGCGGAGAGCGCCGGCUUGCGCGCCGGCGACUACCUGGUCGCCGUCAACGGCCACAACGUCAGCAAGGUGCCACACGACGACGUGGUGCAGCUGAUCGGGAGUUCCAAGGGCAUCCUGCGGCUGCAGAUCGCCGAAAACUAUUACUCCGACUCCUCGGAUGAGGAGGGCCUGGCCACCGUAAGAUCCAAGCCCAAGUACGCGCACAAGCCGCGGGCCGUUAACGCGGGUGCUUUGCAGUUGCAAUGCAGGGCAGCGAAGGUUGUCAGAGAUCUCCAGAGCGGCGCGAUGUUCCACACAGUCCCGGCCGGCCUAGCGGUGCCCGAACAAACUAAAGAUCAGUACAAUUAUUCUGGCUUGCAUUAUCGCUGGAACAUGACGAGCCCGCUGCCUCCUCCACCACCACCGGUGUCUCAUAAGCGCGACUCCGAAAAAAUCGUGCACAGAACGGUCGUCGGUUAUCUUGGUACUAUCGACAUACCGAAUCAGUUGCAUCCGUCCUCUAUGAUGCAGGUUUUGAGAAAAUGCAUUAAAAGACUGAAGGCUGAGAAGCGAAAUCCAACUACCGUUCUUCUCACCAUCCACGUUGCCAAUAUUAAACUUACCAAUUCGGAGAAUCGCAUUAUCGCCGAGUACCCUUCGUAUAGAAUAAUAUUUUGCAAUUCCUUUUCUGAGCAAGAUAAACAGUAUUUUGGAAUAUUAACCAAGUCUAUGAGGAACACCGACGACAUUGUCUCAAACUCGUGUCACGUUUUCACUAUUUAUUACAAGUUAAUCGACCAUGAGGUGCAUUCUAGUGCAUGUAACGUGUUUGGAUUUAUGUGCACGAAAUCAUCGCAGCUAAACGUCUGCCAGGAGUUCCCUGACAGUUGUACAAGCCUUAUCGGUGCCAUACAGACAUUGUAUAUAUCCGAUUGCACAAAUGGGGAUACGAAUCCUUAUAACGAAGCGCGCUUACGCCUGGACGCUGCUUCUCCUCAACCGAGCAACAUUAGCACAUCGACCGCUCAUUCGAGCAACAGUGAUUCCGGAAUUGGUUUUAAGGACGAUUACGGCAGUUGCUCGGGUAAAAACAAUGCAAACGACGGCGAACGAAGGAGGCAAUAUUCUUCCAAUAUGCAAUAUAGGAACGUAAGCGCGCGACUAUCCAGAGAAUCUGUCAAUGAGGCUGCGGGACACCGAUUGACAGUUCGCGCGAUCUCCGAGGCGAGAUUGUGGAAUGAGGAAAUAAAAUUUGAUCCUUCUGAAGAGAUGCGACACGUGGCGGGGAGUGGGGAAGGUACGACCACCACCUGCACCGGAACAUCUGCCCCUGUUGCGACGGGACGUACCAUGUUGGCCAGUACGUCCGUUGGAUCCCUCGCGUCCGUUUGCACCACGGCGCUGCUCGACGGUAUCGAGGACGCCGCGGAAUCGUCUAAAGUGGCGUCGACGGAAGGACUGCAACAUCUCAUGGACACUACGAACAAGCUCAGCCCGAAGGUGUACUGCGGCCAGGUUACGAAAUCACUGGUGCAUAGCCUGGAGGAUAUCAAUUCCAGCAUGGAGUACGCACGGCCGACCUACUGCCACUCGUAUUCUGGCAAAUCGGAUAAGCCUCGACCUUGGGGAAGUCUGCAGGAGAUACGGAAUUUUCGCAGCAGCGUCUCAGACAAUUGCAUAUAUGGUAGUACUGAGUCCUGUGACAAAAAUAAUGACUGCAAAGGAGUGCAUACAUGGGCAAGUGCAUUUGAAAAACUGUUGGAGGAUCCAAAGGGCUUGCAAACAUUUGCUGAGUUUCUCAAGAAGGAAUUUAGUCAUGAAAAUAUUUAUUUUUGGGCUGCUUGUGAAAGAUAUAAAGAUACUAAAGAUACUGCUAUGCGUCACCGAUUAGCUUGCCAAAUAUAUCAGCGCCAUUUGUCCAAUACAGCCGCCGAGCCAGUAAACGUUGAUAGUCAUGCGUCCGGACAAAUUACUCAAGAAUUACUCGACGAAGCACCCGCGGAUUUAUUUCUGCAGGCUCAGAAACAAGUAUUCAACCUAAUGAAGUUCGACAGUUAUCCGAGAUUUUUACGAUCGGAACUUUAUCGUGCCUGUUUGGAAGCGGGGAGCGCCAUUGUUGAUACAGAAGACUGUGAUCUACACCUUACAAGCUCGCCUAGCAUAAAAUUAAAGAAGAGUCACUCAGAUGCGGAAGAUCGUUGUCGAAAAUCAAUUCUUCCUUGGAACAGAAAAAAUAGAUCUAAAUCAAAAGAUCGUGGUGAACAAGAGUACAAUAAAGCCCCUAGCCGAAGUGAAACUAUAUACAAAAGUUUUACAGUCAUUAAAAGAGAAACGGAAGGUAACAAUAACGAAGAUAGUGUGUCAAUAUCUAGCAGUCGGUCAUCGUUAGCGUCGUGGGAUUUGGCGUUACGACAGUCGUUUAAUAAACAUUCUGUAUCGUCUUGCGAUGGGCAAACAAACGAAAAGAGAGAUGCUCGCAGCAAAUGUACGGGUUUAUGUCGAGUCAUAUUACCCGAUGGGUCUACUACUGUAGUGACAACCAGCCAAACUGAGAGCAUUAAAGAUGUGGUUACCCGUCUUCUUGAUAAACGAGCUCUACGAUAUUCUAAUUAUGAUGUUCUGAUACUAGCAACGGAUGAGAUGGUGGACACAAAAUGUUUUUCGUCAGUAUUAGCAGGCCAGGAAGUGGAGGUCGUUCUCACAAAAGUUUUAAAAGUAGAACUACCUUCGCGAAGGAUAAUAAGCGUUAUUGCUCACAAGGGCAAAACUCUGAAAGAAGUUUUGAGACCUCUUCUAAAUAAAUACGGUUUCAAUUUAGACUUAAUUAGUAUUUGGAGCGAAGGCCGUUGUGUUCCUAUGGAUAUUAUGGCUAUUAAUGCUCCUACACGUAUUACUAUAGCGGCGAAUGAAGAAGAUUUUCAACGGGAAUUGCAUACUGCCAAGUAUUUAGAUGAAGUGCCACAUGCACAACCAACUCUAGAUGAAAUUACUAAUAAAGUAUUUGAGGAGCUUCUAGUUGGGAAGAGUAGAAAUAAAUAUCAGUAUAGUGAAGGGUCAUGUAAGUCGGACGAUCAACGCUCGGAAGGAUCUUCCAUAUUAUCUAGUAAAUUUUUUCUUCGGGAUUCGACAAUUCAUGGGAAGAAGAAGGCAAAAUCUAAAAGUUGUAACACAAGUGAGAAGGGUAACGAUUGUAUACAUGAGGGAGCACCCAUUAAAUCCCAGGCACCACUUAUCGCCAAGUGGCGCAAUGGCGUAAAAUUACAGCUUCCAGGCAGAUUUGACGGAGAUGAUUUAUAUGAGGGAUUGAAAAGGGCGCAAAGAUCGAGAUUAGAAGAUCAGAGAGGGACGGAAAUCAAUUUUGAACUACCAGAUUUUUUAAAGAACAAGGAGAACGGGAAACCAUCGGAUUCUAAGUUGCGAAGAACUCGGGUGGUGUCGGCUAAUUGUGAGAGCACUGCGAAGUUCUACGAUUCUAGCGAGGAUAAACAGAGCAGUAGCGGAUACGAAUAUUCCGCGCAUGUGACAAACGGAACCACGAACGAACGAUUCUCAGCAUUGGUUAAUAUUACUGAGCCUUUAAGUAAGUGCCUUGAUAAUUCGUUUACUUUAGAUGGUGAUAGGACAUUGGUGGACGGAGAUCAGACAAUUGUCGAGAACGGCACUGAUUCCCCGUCGAAGAGUUCGCACUCAGGAAGCUUUGGGAGCACGGACCUAUCGCAUACGAAAUUGUCGAAACCUCCACCGUUACCGCCGAAGCCCAAAAAUCUCGUUGUGAACGUGGUGAAGAGCGGAUACAUCGCGUCACCGAAAAGUCUGCAAAGGCCUAACCAUGUGAUCGAAUGAAACGACCGAUGUAAAAAGAAAAAUAUUUUUUAGUUAACUUAACGUUUCGUUUUUAGCGUAGCAUUUCAUGUGAUGUCACGAGUAACCGUUUGAAAACGACACGGUAUGAUACCUGAGAAAAAUUCUUUCAUUACGUUUAUGAAUUAUUAAAGGGAUUAGGGGGCUUCGUGUAGGUGUUUAUACCUGGACGGAGAAUACAGGCCUUUAUUUAUCGUAUUCCCCUAUUAUGCAUUUUUCUAUAUUCGCAUUCCGCCACUUAGAUUUUAUCUCGAAAACGUUGUGUCUUGUCUGUGCCUUGAGUCUAGAAUGCUAUUGAAUGUUUUAAAGAACAUUUUAUUUUGUUUUUUUAUAUGUAUCGUGUUCAUUUUACAUUGAUAUUGAAUUUAAUGUAAUGACAUUUCACUUUUUUAUGACUGUCUUUUUAUCUAAAUUUUAUCUAAAUUAAUAAUAAAAAAUAGAUACAAUGAUUAUAUUUUUCUUAUAAUUGGUAACUAUGGAUUCUAUUCUAAUCUACACACACACCUCAUGUAUGCCUUAAUUUUAUAAAGGUUGAAAAAUUAUAAGUUAAGUGAAGGAGUAUGAGGUAACAACGUAAUUUGUUGUGAGAAUUUGUAUCUUUCGAUAAGAUACAAUAUUAUAUUUUUUUGUUAUAUUUUUUUACUUUUGUUAGUAGGAUUGCUGAACAACGAUAGCAUUCUAGGAUCAGAUUAGAUAUGUAAUAGUAAAUGUACACAUGAUAUAUAUUUAAUAUUUUAUAUAUCUGAGUUUUUUCACACAAACUGUCUUGAGAAACGUGAAAAGUCCAGGUGACGACUAUGCGCUUAUUAGGUGAUUAUAGAUGAACGAUUGUUAAUAAAAAAAAGAGUAUAUGCUUUAAAAGAGCACAGUAGGAUAAAGAAAUGGGAACGAUCUAUAUAUUUUUUCAGUAUUUCGAAUAAUUUUAAUAAUUAAAUAUAAUUUCUAAAAAGAUCGCGUCCUGUAUGGUAAUUUUGAUAAAACUUACGCACGCUGGAAGAAAAAAUGAAAAAAUUACGUGCGUCGUUUCGUAAUAAACAGAAGAUACUCAUCAUAGGGUGAAUUGUGCGAGACAAAUUCAUUUAUAUAUCAUAUUGGUGGGGCAUCUAUUGUGACAUGCUAAUAUAUUGUAUUAUACGAUUGUCUAAAUUAGGCAAACUAAUAAAUUUUUUAAAUUUUAUAAGAAAG
Messenger RNA from Solenopsis invicta (red fire ant), 5709 nucleotides. It is a transcript of the gene loco, whose product is annotated as regulator of G-protein signaling loco. NCBI's taxonomy places the organism in Eukaryota, Metazoa, Arthropoda, Insecta, Hymenoptera, Formicidae. The transcript is spliced from 15 exons. Bases 544 to 4506 code for a protein of 1320 amino acids. The record is from RefSeq and is a predicted model, not a curated record. Gene Ontology annotation, biological process: signal transduction. Gene Ontology annotation, molecular function: GTPase activator activity; protein binding.